Molecule: messenger RNA, 2130 nt
Organism: Chionomys nivalis (European snow vole)
Lineage: Eukaryota; Metazoa; Chordata; Mammalia; Rodentia; Cricetidae
Gene: Edn3
Product: endothelin 3
Exons: 5
Coding region: 335-946 (203 amino acids)
Biological process (GO): vein smooth muscle contraction; regulation of vasoconstriction; intracellular calcium ion homeostasis
Cellular component (GO): extracellular region
Molecular function (GO): endothelin B receptor binding; hormone activity
Source: RefSeq, a predicted model, not a curated record
GGGGCAAAUGCGCCUCUGGUCGGCUUCCCCCACUGCGCUUGGAAAACGACCCCCGUGCGCCCCGGGUUCAAAGGCCCGACGCGGCAGCUCCAGCCCCUCGGAGGGGCGGGGAGGCGAAGGGGGUGGUGCGGGAGCCAGAAAAAGCCACAGCCGUCCAGCCCUGCGCAGGGAUGGGCAGCGCGCUCUGAAAGUUCGUGACCGCCGCAGUCAACUAACUCUUUGCUGGGACGCGCAGCUCAGGCAGAGGCAGGACUACAAAGCUGUACCCGGUCCCAGUGCCCUUUCGAGAGCGGCCACCCUCCAGGCCCGGUGCUCCCGCGCCUGACCAGGGUUCAUGGAGCCGGGGCUGUGGCUCCUUCUCGGGCUCACAGUGACCUCCGCUGCAGGAUUUGUGCCUUGCCCCCAGCCUGGGGGCUCUGGCAGAACCAGCGUGUCCCAGGACCCCUCUGAAGCUGGCUCAGAGGGGAACUGUGAAGAGACUGUGGCCCCAACAGCUGCACAGCCUAGAAGUCCUGGAAGUGCUGGUCCGGAACGGGGACUCGGCAGGUCUGGGGAGCAGGAAGCUCAGGGGACCCCUGCACACCCCCGACCCCGGCGGUGCACAUGCUUCACAUAUAAGGACAAGGAGUGUGUCUACUACUGCCACCUGGACAUCAUCUGGAUCAACACCCCCGAACAGACUGUGCCCUAUGGACUGUCCAACUACAGAGGAAGCCUUCGAGGAAAGAGGUCCUCCGGGCCAUUUCCAAACAGCUCCCAGCCUUCUUCACGAACACGCUUGCGCUGUGCUUGUAUGGGAAGAGAUGACAAGGCCUGUGCACUCUUCUGUGCGCACACCGCAGAUAUCAACAGUGAUUCCUGGAGACCAGCUGCAGAAGAGAAGGGGGAGACCAGAGGCACACGUCAGAGGUUGAAGUCAAAGACAGAUAAAGGCCGCCGGCCAUAGCUGUGUGCUACCAAUGCUUCUUGCUUCCUGCAGAGAACUUCACCCUCCUCUCCCUGCCUGCCAACUGCCUUCCAGGAAAGAGCCAUUGUGCUUACUUACACAGUUCAAAUUUCCUCUUUAGGGACAAGGAGGGAAUUGACCUGAGGGGGGGGGGUGGGAGAAAGAAAGAAAAACCCAUUCAAAGAGCCCCCACUUUCCAGUAUACCCCUACCCCAAGAAUGCCCAAAUCCAAAAGACCCCAGCUUCCCUAAUGGGAAAAAUGAUCCCAGAUGUGCCCCGGGGGCCAGAUGCCUGCAGCUCCGGUUUCACGGGGAAUUGUUUGGGAGGUAUGUUAACUCUGAAAGCUACUUACUAGCUUCUGACAUGACUCCUCUUGGAGAGUAAGUGGACACCAGGCUGGCUCUUUACAAAAGUAAACAUACGACCAUCUCCUAGAAGAUGCAGGACACCCAUGUGGCCGGAGUAGCCCUGUUCUGCAGCCUGCCAGGCCUGCCCGAGUUAGAGGGUGCAAGGCCAAGUCCUAGCUGUGCUAAAUGUCUAGCUGUGCUUGGUACUCACCAAAAGAAUGGAUCUCAAAAGCGGGAAGAAAAGGAAGACAAGUAACCUCGACAUUUGUGAGACAAACAAGAGAAAACACAUUCUUGAUGGUUUUGAACUCUGGGGCACACAGCAAAGAGCUGUGGGUUCUGGGGGAUGGCCUCGUGUCAGAGCUCCCAAGCCUGCCUUGCAGGGAGCUGCCCUGAGGAGAGUCCAGCUCAAGGUUAUUAGGCUAAAUAUCUGCUUUCAUGAAUAAAUGUGGAUCUUUAGGGAGUGACUGCAAAAUAAGCUGGAAACACAAACUCCUUGUACAUUAUGUAAAUUCCUGUUUAUCUAUAUAAUUGGCAACAACUGGGAAUUGUAACUCCUGAUGCUUUAAAAUCUUUUAGUUGAACUCUUUCUGCUGUGUUCAUGGAGAGUGUGCGCUGGGGAGUGGAUCGUGAGUUCCCAUGUAAACUCGGCUAUGCGGGCCCAGCUGGGGACAGUCUGCCCACCUCCCCACCAGGCUUCACAUCAAUGAGAACCUGUCUUUGGGUAGGGUACCAUGUGGAGACACUUUAGAUGGUGUGUGAAGUGGGGUAUUAACCAGAUGUUGAACUUCGGAGGAGCGCCUCCUAAGUUAUUCCAGGUGUGAUUGUGCCCGUCUA